UCUCGUAGGUCAUAACCAACUUCUCUCAUGCAAAAAGCCUGUCCUACAGUACAGAUAAUCCCAUUCUUUCUCUGAAACCCUAGUCCAUUAGAAGAUAUAUGUACACAUAUAGAUACAGAUUAUACAGAGAGAGCUUUGGUUUUCACUGCAUUGAUGAAGGGACUCUUCAAGUCGAAGCCCCGGACUCCAUCGGAGCUCAUUCGUCACGUCCGCGACCUCCUCAUCUACGCCGAUCGCAACACCGAGCCCCGCCAAACCAAGCGCCAAGAAAAGAUAAGUGAAUUGUGUAAACUUAUUCUGGAGAUGAGGACAGUUCUUUAUGGCGAUGGUCAAUCAGAGCCGGUAACUGAAACUUGUGCACAGUUGACAGAGGAGUUCUUUAAAGGCGAUACGUUGCGCCUCUUAAUUAUUUGUCUUCCUAAACUAGAUUCUGGGGCCCAUCAAGAUGCCACUCAUGUGGUUGCAAAUUUGCAAAGACAAUGGGUUAAUUCACGGUUGAUUGCAUCUGAAUACAUGGAGCAGAAUGUAGACCUUGUGGAUAGUUUGGUACUAGGUUAUGAAGACUCUGACAUUGCACUAUCUUAUGGUGCACUUUUGAGAGACUGCAUUUGUCAUCAAGUUGCAGCAAGGUACACCUUAGAGUCAGAGCAUAUGAAGAAGUUUUUUGACUAUAUACAAAGUCCAAAUUUUGAUAUAGCUUCAGAUGCUGUGGCGACUUUUAAAGAGCUUUUGACAAGGCAUAAAUCAACUGUUGCUGACUUUCUUUCCAGAAAUUAUGAGUGGUUUUUUCAAGAAUACAACUCAAAGUUGCUGGGAUCUCCUAAUUACAUCACCAGACGGCAUGCUGUCAAGCUCCUAGGAGAUAUGUUACUUGACCGUUCAAAUGCUUUAGUGAUGGUGCGUUAUGUGAGAUCAUUGGACAACAUGAGGAUUCUGAUGAAUCUACUCAGGGACUCAAACAAGACAAUCCAGUUAAAUGCUUUUCAGGUGUUCCAGCUAUUUGUCGCUAAUCAAAAUAAGCCUGCUGAGAUAGUCAGCAUACUCAUCACAAAUAGAGGCAAGCUCCUCCGGUUCUUUGGUGACUUCAAGUUUGAUAAAGUGGAUGAAGUAUUUGAAGCAGACAAAGCUCAAGUUGUCAAAGAAAUUGCGAUGCUUGAGCCCACAAACAAUCCGUGCGCAGAUUUAGACAAAUGUGACAUUCCUUGUUAACAGGCAUGUAAACUAAUUUUAUUUAUUUUUGGUGUUAAAAUUCAAUGUAUAAAGAGAAAAUAGAAAAUUGUAUUACUGAUUGAUUGUAUUGAUUAUAAGAUUUAUUAAUUACAAUUCCUAUACAAUCUAUAUAUAGAAGAAAAUGUGGUAGUAGGUGUAGUGGAGGUGAUAGUGGGUUAGGUGAAGUGGAGUGUGUGGUGAAGUGGAGGUAGGUGAAGUGGA
Molecule: messenger RNA, 1431 nt
Organism: Camellia sinensis
Lineage: Eukaryota; Viridiplantae; Streptophyta; Magnoliopsida; Ericales; Theaceae
Source: RefSeq, a predicted model, not a curated record